UUGCAGGCACUCAUAAUUCUAAAAUUGAAAAGAAGAAGAAAUGGCUUCCUGCAUAUCACCAAUUCCGCCUUUAUCUCUUUCUCUCCCCUUCUCCAAAAGAGAUGGCCGCGCCUCUCUCUCAUGGUCAUCUUCUUUCCCUAACAUCAAGCUUGCCACACCUACCUCAAUUCUCUCCUCUUCAUCUCGCACUCCGAGACAGGGUUUCGUUGUUCAAGCUGCUUGGACGCGGAGAUCUCGUAGUGAAGCUGCUAAGAGGCCUAACAGGAAGUCAUGGAAACAGAGGACAGAUAUGUAUUUGAGACCAUUUCUGCUGAAUGUGUUCUUUUCAAAGCGAUUUAUCCACGCAAAAGUGAUGCAUCGAGGAACCAGUAAAGUAGUGUCUGUUGCCACUACAAACUCCAAGGAUCUGAGGAACACGCUGCCAUCCCUCACCGACAACAAUGCAUGCAGAGUUAUAGGAAAUCUGAUUGCCGAGAGAUCCAAGGAAGCUGAUGUAUAUGCAGUUGCGUUUGAGCCAAAGAAAAACGAACGAAUUGAGGGCAGACUUGCCCUUAUUCUUGACACAAUACAAGCGAAUGGUAUCAUAUUCGUUGACUAGGACUUCAACAUGCCUUGGCUUCUACUGCUCUUUGGUGUCUGAUGGCUGCAAGCAUUCUGAGGAAACAAGAGUAGAAGGAAUAGGUUUCUCGGUCCUCGGUUCUCACCAAAUGUCAAAAUCUUGAAGCAUCAAAGGCCCAUUACUCAUGAGAUAUUCAGCAUAGGGAUGUUUAGCAGAUGACACAAUGUUGAUGGUUGGUGUUGCUUUGGAGUGUAUUAGGAUCAAUGUAGUAUGGAGAAGAGUUUCCAGUUGUGCAUUUGUAAAAUGUUUUAUUAACUUUUCUCUUCUUAAAAACUUUAUUUGGUUGCGUA
This is a messenger RNA of Salvia hispanica, 909 nucleotides long. RefSeq names its product Ribosomal L18p/L5e family protein. Gene Ontology annotation, biological process: translation. Gene Ontology annotation, cellular component: ribosome. The record is from RefSeq and is a predicted model, not a curated record. Gene Ontology annotation, molecular function: structural constituent of ribosome; 5S rRNA binding. NCBI's taxonomy places the organism in Eukaryota, Viridiplantae, Streptophyta, Magnoliopsida, Lamiales, Lamiaceae.